GAGGGAGGGCUCACUUGACAGCCGUUCGACGAGAGAGGGCUGGCUUGACAACAUUGUCCUUUCUUUCGUUUCAGCAGAGUUAAGUUUCGAUUCUGGAAAAUAGAGAAACGUUUAGUCGAGUCCGCAUGACCGAGACGAAGAGAGACCUCUUUCACUUUGCGGUGAGGCGGAUGCUCUAUAAACCGAGGAGCUGCGCCACAGAUAAGGGUGGUGAGGGAAAGAAGAGUUCCAGUGACAUGCUGUGAGGCAAGUGGGGCAGAGCCUCACCUGUCAUAAUUCUGAUAAAAUACAAAAAGAGGAUUCAGUGCCUCACCAGCCAUUGACCCCACCGCACGUCACUGAAGGGUUCAUAUCUACAGAAGACAGGAAGAUCGUCAUGAGCAGUUCUUCUCAGACUCUCUCCAAACUGGAGGCCCUGGAGUGUCACUUCACCUGGGUCAAGGAUACCACCAGAUCACAGCUGUUGCACAGGAGGGUCCAGCUUGAGGACAUUGGGACAGAUGAGGGAAACUUUUGGUUGACUUCCAUUUACAACUUGUGGGGGUUUGUCCUCUACGAGCUCGGCUCUAGCAAAGAAGCCCAUAAGUACUUCAGAAAGGCCACAGAAACCUUACAGCGGCUGAGGAAGGAAGAUGAGGGUCCCUGGCUGAUGGUGAACUAUGGAAAUCUAGCCUGGCUGCACCAUCAUCUAGGAGAAGAGGCAGAGAGUCAAGAUUACUUGUCAAAGGUUGAAGCUCUCAAAAGUAAAUUCCCAUCUCCAUCCCAGGAUGAGCUCCACCCAGAGAUCUACGCUGAGAAAGCCUGGACUCUGAUGAAGUUUGGUAGAGAUAAUCAGCGUUUAGCUGCAGAUUACUUUCAGAGAUCCUUCAAGAUGCAGCCAGACAUGGUGCAGUGGCAGUCCAGCCGUGUGAUUGCACUGGCCAGUGCUGCUAAGCACAGUGACACAGGCCUAAGUGGUGACCUAAUGCAGGAAAUUAGAACAGCCCGAGAGCAGGAUCCAGAGAAUCUGUACGUGGCUGCUGUGGAGCUUAAGGAAAGAGGCAAAAAAGGAGAAUCAGUGAAAAAUGAGGCGGAGACGCUGGGUCAGAAGAUCCUUCUGCAGCCUGUCAGCAGCUACAGUGGCCUUAAACCCCUCCUGAGGCUGCACAGGGAGCUGGGCUCGCUGGAUAAGGCCAUCGUUCUGACAGAGGAGGCCUUGGAGAAGCAUCCUGAUGAGCGCUACCUGAAGAGAUGCGCUGCACUCUGCUACAAAUGGAAAGUCCUCAGGGGCAGGGGUAAUCAAGCAGACCAACGUACGAUUAAGAGAGCCAUAAAGCUGCAUGAGGAGGUCGUUGAUCUCUAUCCAGACUCGUCAUUGGUGAAGAAGAUUGACCUGGCAUAUGUUCAGGCAAAGUCGAGUCAUGGCCGCACAAUAGCAUACCAGAUGUUCCAAGACCUGCUCGCAAGGAGAGACCUGGAUUCUGAAGACAAACAGCUGCUAUACUACAACUAUGCCAGAUACCUCAACUUCGAGCGUCAGGACAGGAACAAGUCUGUUCGGUACUACAUGAAGUCAGCAGAAAUUCCAAACAGGAGUUUCUAUGGGAAACUAAGCGUCAAAAUGCUCCAGAAAAUAUGUGAGAGAGGAAGGAGCAGGAUGUGCCCAAAAAUCAGGGAGUUUCUGGAAAACCUGCCAGAUGAUGAUUCUGAAUGAGGUUUUACCAACAUAGGGUUCAUAUCUAAACCUCUGAAGAUGCUUUACCUUUUCAUUUAUGUGGGGGAUUAUAGGUAUUUCUAUUAUUUUAGUUACAUUUGGUUGAGAUGUAGAAAUGUAUCACACUGAAGAUGUAUAAAACAGGAAUUUAAAGUUUAUUCUAAGUGAAAUUCGUGUACCGUAAAUUUGCUGAAAUUUUGCGUUAUUUUUCCUUAAUAGCACAUUGACUCUAAGCUAACUUUUACCACACAUGAAGCAGAUGAUUAAAACUGGUUUUUAUCAUCUUAGAAAUCUGGCUAGGGUCAAUAUGGAGAUAUUAAUGCAUGAUUUUAUUGAUUAUUGUAGCAUUGGGUCAUCUCCGACUUUGUUGGCUGGUGUGAAAAUAACCACCUGCUGCUAAACACCAGCAAGAAGAAGGAGCUGGUCCUGGACUUCAGGAGGUCCUCUACACAACAGUCACCGGUGAACAUCCAGGGUUUAGACAUUGAGGUUGUUGACACUUUUAAAUACCUGGGUGUUCACCUGAACAACAGACUGGACUGUCCCAACAACACGGAUGCUCUGUACAGGUGGGGUCAGAGUCGCCUUCACCUGCUGAAGAGACUGAGGUCGUUUGGCGUGUGUAGAAAGCUGCUGAGGACCUUUUAUGACACUGUGGUGACCUCAGUGGUCCUUUAUGGAGUUGUGUGCUGGGCGGGGAGCAGUGCAGGCAGAGACUUGAAGAGGCUUAACAAACUGGUUAAGAAGGCCUCUGUCCUGGGCUGCACACUUGAGUCCAUUGAGGAGGUGGCAGUCAGGAGGAUGUUUGCUAAGCUAACAUCCUUCAUGGAUAACCCGUCCCACAUCUGACUGUCUAUGCAGCAUCACAGACAGAAAGGUUCCAAAUAUUAACAUUUAUAAAGACAAAUGUUUUCUGUGCUUAGCCUCUCUCCCAAAUGUUUCUUUUAGUUCCAUUUUUCAUUGUUGAUUGAUUUGACUGUUUAGUGUAGAGUUACUGUAGAAUAACUUUUCAACUCACAUGAUUGAAUUCUUCAUAAAUAUUUACCAACAAAACUUUAUUCUGAUCAUUUGAAUUUCUUCAAUUCUUAUAUAGACAGUAUGUGGCUUUGAUUAUUUUCUUACGCGCUACCCAAAAGAAUGAAUUGUUUUGAAGUCCCACUACAAUAAUAUUUUUAUCUACUUUCAGGUGUUUUUUUAUUAUGCUUAUGCAGUUUAAUAACUAUAAAAAAUAAGAACUAUUGUUUGUUAUGACGGUUUCAGCAGAGCAGCAGUAGUUCAUUAAAAGUUCUUUGCAGAGUUGUGAGCGGGACUAUUGCUAUGGUGUAGGCCCACCCCUACUUCCCAUCAUCCACCAGUAUACACUCGCUCCUAUUAGCUUACAGCCCCUCACACGCCCAACCUAACAUUGCCAGUGAAAACAAAAAUGGCAAGCAAUAUUGAAGCUUUCCAGCCGUACAGACGUCUGUAAGUGGAUUGAUCAGAGCAGGGAGCUGGUGGUCCAUCCAGAAUAUCUUCCACAUCCCACAGGUUCUUUUUGAAUGAAUGAAUGAAAAAUGUAUUAAUCCCAACAAGGAGAAACUCCGUUCCAGUACAUCUCGAUGAAGGUCAGACAAACAGCAACACAGGACACACAUCGAGAGGCUACUGAGGUUUUUUUUUUUUUUUUUUUUUUUUUAAAAACACAUUAUGUCCCCCCUUAAUUCACCAAAAUUUGAAUAAAGCUAAACUCAGGUAUGCUAUUUAAGCUUACUAUGUCCAUCAUCAGAAAAAGGCAUGUUAAAAACACCAGAAAUGCAAUUUUCAUUAUCUUUAAUGGUCAUCUUUCAUUCAUCUGUAAUGGUCCUGCACUUUAAAAGAUCAAUAAAAUUUAGUUGCAAGAUCUUCUGUAUGUUAAGGUUCUGUAUGUAGCUCGGUGCUACACCCAGGAGUCAAUUCAUGCGAAGAUAUAAUAAGACUAUUGACCACAACUGUACUCUCUGUAAACAACACUCAGAAACAGUCACCUGUUUUGGAAUUGUAAUAUCACUGUACAUUUUUGGAAACAAUGUACACGUUUUAUAAAUCAAAAAUGUGACUUAAUUUCACAGGAAAUUUGAAUAAAUCAUAUUUGGCCUACACGAAAAGAACACAAAAUCAAGCAUAAAAUUGACAAUUAAUCUAACUAUAAUUUUUGGUACGUUUCGUAUUCACAGAUCAAAAUUUUCUUCAUCACAACCAUUUUUCCCUGUAAUUAGAAUCUUAUUUACAUUUUAUUUCUAAUAACUUAAACAUAAAGGCCAUAUGUAUUUAUGAAAACUGUCUUUGAACAUUUUUAAUGUAUAGUAAUAGGUUUUGUAAUAUUUCUUUGUAAAACAUUGCAUUCUCAUUGUUAUGACUAUUGUUGUCAUGCGCAUUUGUUCUAUACGUUUUGAACAAUAAAGUCUUAUACAAAAAAGUU
Messenger RNA from Oryzias latipes (Japanese medaka), 4130 nucleotides. RefSeq names its product antiviral innate immune response effector IFIT1-like. The record is from RefSeq and is a predicted model, not a curated record. Gene Ontology annotation, cellular component: cytosol. NCBI's taxonomy places the organism in Eukaryota, Metazoa, Chordata, Actinopteri, Beloniformes, Adrianichthyidae. Gene Ontology annotation, molecular function: protein binding. Gene Ontology annotation, biological process: defense response to virus.